AACAAAACGCAAAAUAAACAUCAGCCCUUAGACAGCGGCUGAAUGGGCAUCUCGAUUUUGCAGCGGCAAACAUUAGUCAUAGCUCAAGUUUGGCGACGGUCUUUUUCAAGCAGUGCUAAAAUCAUGGACAUUGGAUUCAACGGUAAACGCGCUCUCGUGACAGGCGCAGGAAAAGGAAUUGGACGAGCUCUAACUCUGAAACUUGUUGAAGGUGGGGCCGAAGUGGUAGCAGUUAGUCGUACUCAAUCUGAUUUGGAUGCUUUGCAGAAAAUCAGCCCUAAAAUUCAGCCGCUAUGUUUAGAUAUUGGAAAAUGGGAAGAAACGAGACACGCUAUGAAGAAUGUUGGGCCAGUUGACUACCUGGUCAACAAUGCUGCCAUCAUGGAUGUUAAGGAAUACGGAGAACUCACUGAAAAAGAAUUGGAUAGGACGCUUAAUAUCAACGUCAAAUCUAUUGUAAAUAUUACUCAAAUUAUAGCAAAUGAAAUGAAAGCUAGAGGUCAAGGUGGUUCCAUCGUGAACGUAUCAAGCAUGCUAGCUUUAUAUACGGUUCAUGGUUACGGGUUUUACUGUGCUAGCAAAGGAGCCGUUCAUCAGUUGACUAGAAGCAUGGCAUUAGAAUACGGACCCUAUAAUAUCCGAGUUAACUCCGUUAAUCCCACUAUCGUUCGCACUGCAAUGGCGGAAAAAGAAAAUUUGUUUGAUCCCAAUAAUCAGUUCAUUAAUAUGAUGAAGAGUAGAACGCCUCUUAAAAGAUUCUGUGAACCUGAAGAAGUGGUGAAUCCUAUUCUGUUCUUGUUAAGUGACAAAGCAGCCAUGGUUACUGGAAUAGCUAUGCCUAUAGAUGGAGGUCUAAGUGUAAGCUUCGCUUGAAGUGCUAAUUCGCAAAAGGUGGCAGUAAUCUUCAGCUUCAUACUUUCAUCAUUCAAUGUAUUUUUAAGGGCUUUCUCAACAGCAGUAUUUACAUCACUGCUUAUCAAAACAGAAAACUGCUUAUUUUUUAUAAAAUUAUGAAUGCAUAUCUAACUAUUUUGCAAUAAAAAAUAGUUUCCACUGUUAAU
Stegodyphus dumicola is the source of this 1061-nucleotide messenger RNA. RefSeq names its product L-xylulose reductase-like. The record is from RefSeq and is a predicted model, not a curated record. Gene Ontology annotation, biological process: xylulose metabolic process; glucose metabolic process. NCBI's taxonomy places the organism in Eukaryota, Metazoa, Arthropoda, Arachnida, Araneae, Eresidae. Gene Ontology annotation, molecular function: L-xylulose reductase (NADPH) activity; carbonyl reductase (NADPH) activity.